Messenger RNA from Hevea brasiliensis (rubber tree), 1711 nucleotides. RefSeq names its product AP2-like ethylene-responsive transcription factor At2g41710. Gene Ontology annotation, biological process: regulation of DNA-templated transcription. The transcript has 9 exons. Bases 134 to 1417 code for a protein of 427 amino acids. The record is from RefSeq and is a predicted model, not a curated record. Gene Ontology annotation, molecular function: DNA binding; DNA-binding transcription factor activity. NCBI's taxonomy places the organism in Eukaryota, Viridiplantae, Streptophyta, Magnoliopsida, Malpighiales, Euphorbiaceae.
UCUCAUUCACUCUGCUCAACAGUUGCUCCAAAGCUUUUGAUUACUCUUCUCUGCUUCUGUAAUUCUCUAUUCUUAGUACUUUCUCUCUCUCUCUCUCUCUCUCUCUCUAGGGUUGGGAUUCUGUGUUUCCACCAUGGCUUCCUCUUCUUCGGAUCCUGGGUUCAAACCGGAAGUUGGUAGUGGCAGUGGCAGUGGCAGUGGCGGUGGCGGUGGAGAGAGUUCGGAAGCUAUGAUCGCAAAUGAUCAGCUAUUACUGUACAGAGGAAUAAAGAAACCAAAGAAAGAGAGAGGCUGCACUGCCAAAGAACGCAUCAGUAAGAUGCCUCCUUGUACUGCCGGAAAACGCAGCUCCAUUUACCGUGGAGUCACCAGGCAUAGAUGGACUGGUCGAUAUGAAGCUCACCUUUGGGAUAAAAGUACAUGGAACCAGAAUCAGAAUAAGAAGGGAAAGCAAGUAUACUUGGGGGCUUAUGAUGAUGAGGAGGCUGCAGCUAGAGCAUAUGAUCUUGCUGCCUUAAAGUAUUGGGGACCUGGGACACUCAUUAAUUUUCCAGUUACUGAUUAUACCAGAGACCUUGAAGAAAUGCAGAAUGUGUCAAGAGAGGAAUACCUGGCUUCUCUUCGGAGAAAGAGUAGUGGCUUUUCAAGAGGAAUUUCUAAAUACCGUGGGCUUUCCAGUCGAUGGGAUUCGUCAUUUGGCCGCAUGCCCGGAUCUGAAUAUUUCAGUAGCAUAAAUUAUGGUGAUGACCCAGCAGCAGAAAGUGAUUAUGUUGGGAGUCUUUGUUUCGAAAGAAAGAUUGAUCUAACAAGUUACAUCAAAUGGUGGGGGUCUAAUAAAACUCGUCAAGCAGAGUCUAUCUCAAAGUCAUCAGAAGAAAUCAAACAUGGUUACGUUGAAGAUAUUGGUGAACUUAAAACAUCAGAAUGUGCCAUCCAGCCUACUGAGCCUUACCAGAUGCCUCGUUUGGGCAUGCCUGUUGAUGGAAAAAAGCAUAAAGGCUCCGCAAUCUCUGCCUUGAGCAUUUUGUCACAAUCAGCUGCAUACAAGAACUUGCAAGAGAAGGCUUCAAAAAAGCAAGAAAAUAAUACUGAUAAUGAUGAAAAUGAAAACAAAAAUACCAAUAAGACGGACUAUGGUAAAGCAGUGGAGAAGCCCACAACUCAUGAUGGCAGUAAUGAAAGACUUGGGGCUGCAUUAGGAAUGAGUGGGGGGUUGUCUCUUCAGAGAAAUGUCUACCAACUGACUCCUUUCUUGUCUGCUCCACUUCUAACCAACUACAAUACCGUUGAUCCCUUAGUAGACCCCAUCCUUUGGACAUCUCUUGUUCCUGUUCUUCCCACUGGACUUUCUCGUAAUUCUGAGGUCACAAAGACAGAGACCAGUUCAACUUAUACUUUCUUUCGGCCAGAGGAGUGACUGCAUUUCUGUGUUGGUUCUGUAAUUUAUUUGAAAGCAGAUAUUUUAGAGGUUUGCUAAUGGAUCAUGAAAAAUGAAAGGAAAAAUGUACUGAUAGGUCUUUUGUUUUAUUAUUUUUUGCUUUUAAGGGGCUCUUUUACAGGUUAAUAUUACAUCUGCUUCAGAGAAUAUACAAUAUAUACAAAGGAGAAUAUCUAUGUGUAUGUAUAUUAAUCACAUGUAGAGGUUUCAACACAUCCUGAUGUAUUAUUUCCUGAUAUUCCAGAUUAUGUAUGUUAAUGUCAAAUUUGUGUC